Messenger RNA from Spinacia oleracea (spinach), 1097 nucleotides. RefSeq lists its product as uncharacterized. Gene Ontology annotation, molecular function: aminoacyl-tRNA deacylase activity. The record is from RefSeq and is a predicted model, not a curated record. The coding region runs from base 65 to 718 and encodes 217 amino acids. Lineage: Eukaryota; Viridiplantae; Streptophyta; Magnoliopsida; Caryophyllales; Amaranthaceae. The transcript has 5 exons.
CUGAUUGUGUAAAAUCUUAAUCCAUAAAAAUCUGUAACGGGGCGAAGAGGAAGGUGAAGUUGAUAUGGAAGUAGAAAUGGAGGAGUUAGAAAGAGUCCAAACACGAAUUCUUAAAAGAAUAGCAGACCUUGAACUUCAGCUCUCUCUCUCCUCCGAUGAUGACGCCACAGCCGAGCGUCUCUCCGGCAUCUUGCGCUCCAAUGGCGUCAAGGAAUUCAACUUCAAGGUGGUCCCUUCCGAUUACUACGAUCGUUCUCUAGAAGCCAGACGAGACCUCCUAUCUGCUCCUUCUAUUCAUCAUCUUUGUAAAAGCAUUGUUUUGGUGAAUACUCAAGCCCAAUCUCACGUUAUUGAUUGUAGCAACCGCAAUAAUUCAAAGUACUAUGUGGUUGUUGUACAGUACACUGCAAGAUUCAAUGCAGAAACGGUAAAAAACUACCUGUAUUCACUCAACGAGGGAAAAGUGCCUAAAAAGAAAUUCAACUUGAGGCUUGCUCCAGAGGAGAUAUCAAACAAUUUAACCGGCUUUGGGCAUAAUGCUGUUACAUGCAUUGGCAUGAAGACUGACAUACCGGUUAUAUUGGAUGAAGCAAUUGUGAAGCUUUCCCCUGACUACUUCUGGUUGGGAGGUGGGGAGAUCUACUUAAAGAUGGGGAUCCGGACAUCUGAAUUUAUACAAUUUGUGAAUCCUUUUAUUUUCAGCUGCAGCACUGCUUGAUUUAUGAUUCAACAAACAGGUAUUGAUUCAGCUAGUGGUGCUAUUCUACCAGAUAUUUUAUUUCAUCAGAGUUGCAGAGUAAUCCACGUCUUAGAAUUUCAAGUGUUGAAAUGUAUAUCGUGAUACAAAUUUGUUUGAAAAAACGAGAGGUCCCUUUAUGGCAUGGGGUUCCUCUGUUCCAGUUGAUUGAACAAUUAAGCAUGAUGUCUUUUGAGUAGCUUUGCAAGUGGGAUUAAUGUCCCCAUGAUGUCUCAAUGUAGCUUGCAUGAUUUUCAAUUUUGUCAAAGAUGGCCGGUUCAAGUAUUUGUCCUAAACGUGUUUUCUUCUUCGUCCUGUACUCGUACUCGUACAUAUAGAUAUGGGUCAUUAUCUUCUUUAA